AACAUAGAAGAAAUUGACACACACGUGCACAAACAAAGCUUCGCAAUGGCCUCACCAAGAGCGAGCACCAGCUUGGCGCUGAGCCUCCUCCUGGCCGCCGCGGCAGCGCUCCUCCUGGCGUGCCCCGGCGCGGCGCAGUCGUCGCCCGCGCCGUCGUCGGGCGGCGGCAGCUGCAUGACGGAGAUCGUGAGCCUGGCGCCGUGCCUGGGCUACAUGUCCGGCAACACGUCCAAGCCCAGCUCCUCCUGCUGCUCGUCGCUGUCGAGCGUGGUGACGUCGAACCCAAGGUGCCUCUGCAUGGUGCUCGGCGGCGGCGCGUCCUCGCUCGGCGUCACCAUCAACAACACGCGCGCGCUCGAGCUCCCCGGCGCCUGCAACGUCAAGACCCCACCUGCCAGCCAGUGCAAGUCCGUCGGCGUCCCUGUGCCGUCUCCGGCGGCACCCGCAACGCCGGCCACUACACCUGCGACACCCGCGACGCCGGCCACUACACCUGCGACACCGGCGAGCCCCGGGACGCCGUCCGUGCCAAGCGCUACUCCCACAGCUGGUGGAACCGUGGCGAAAGGGACCGAGAACGCCCAAUCUUCCGGCGGGAGCACCGCCGGCAAGGCCACCUCGGCUCUUCCCGUCGCCGUCGUCGUCCUCUCGGCAGCAUUUGCCUUGCUCCAUGCUUGAUUUCCCUUCUCGACGCGUUGCGCGGUUUAUUUUCACUUGAUUGUUUGCAUGCAUGUGUGCAACCGGUACAACUAUGUACUGUUCGGUUUGAUUUCGUGGCACUACACGAUUGCUCUUGUUGUUGUACUUGUACAUGUAACCUUAUUGCAUUUUAACUGUGGCGUACAGUAUUUGUUGAGGUGUAUGUGUAUGCAUAUCCAUGUGUGUGCCGUACCACAAUUGAGACGAGCUGGAUUUUUUCCCUAA
Messenger RNA from Phragmites australis (common reed), 924 nucleotides. RefSeq names its product non-specific lipid transfer protein GPI-anchored 5-like. The record is from RefSeq and is a predicted model, not a curated record. Gene Ontology annotation, molecular function: lipid binding. Lineage: Eukaryota; Viridiplantae; Streptophyta; Magnoliopsida; Poales; Poaceae. The coding region runs from base 46 to 678 and encodes 210 amino acids. The transcript has 3 exons. Gene Ontology annotation, biological process: lipid transport.